AUGGAGGUACUGGGGACGGGGCAGGCUACCGCUGCCGAAGCUUCAGAGCAACGGUACCUCAACGUGACGGCGCACCGGCUUUAUGUACUGCGGCAGCUACAGAAAGGCUUAAGAAUGUUUUGCGGUACUCCAUAUGUUGAGGAGAUUCCAAGCGCCUCUUCUGUUGGGAUCUCUGCUGAUGUAGCACACACUCCAUUUAUGGAGCUGCAGCAACAGCAACAGUCCUUGGUGAGUGGACUGUACUGGACCCUGUGCUGUCUCGCAGUGCUGCAACCACGAGUUACACUGUCCUUGUCAUGUCAAGAGGGGCACCAUCCAGAAACGAACUUAGUGCCUCUUCCGCCGAAAGUGAAGGAGGACCUCAUUUUCAAGGUCAUCCUCUCUUGUCUCCGCAGGAGGCAGUGUACAGGAUGGGCUUCAGCAGCUCCAGAAGUAAGGUCCCCAUUAGGGCUAGCCGAGCGGGGGGAAGAAUAUGGAGGGGGCAUAGAUAAAAAGGCGUCACAAGGGACAGUCAUGCCAUCAACUGCAGCUGCAGCUUCACUAGAGGCGAAAUCUCAUCUGCACUGCGAUCGAUCAGCCAUUGGCUUCAGCAGUAACAUGGCCGAGGGUGCAACAGCUACAGCUCUCUCCACUUGCAGCGGCCUGCAGGCCUUGGCCCUCUUGGACGCCCUCCCUCUUCUCUCAGAAGGAACCCUGCAGCAACUCCGACGUUUCGUGUUGUCUCUACAGAGGCUAGAGGAUGGAGCAUUUGCAAACACACUACAUCGCCGCUGCUGGAGCAACUUGUGCAGCUCCUGCAGUCACUCAACAGCAGGAGCACCGGUUCCGACGGUGCCAGCAGCAGCAACAACAGAAGAGGUGGAGUGGGAAAGUGAGGGGGACGUGCGUUCCACUUUCUGUUGUCUCCUCAGCCUGAAGUUGAUACACGCGGCUGUUAAGGCUCGCCAUAAUCGCAACGCCGCGGUUCCUGUGCCUCAUUCUGGUGCACUUGCUGCGCGUGCUGUUGGUAGUGCCGCUGAAGAAGACUCUGCUGCUGUCACGCCAGAGGAAAUCGCUGGUGAAAAGCCUGCUCCAUUCAGAGAGGGACCUACAGACCCCGACCCAUGGCAGCAUCCUUCUGGAGGCAUUUCGCGGGCUUCCUCGUUCUUCCACUCGCCAGCACAAAAGGGUUGCGUGGCGAGUGCUGCCUGUGAGGGUUGCACGGAACCAUCGAAGUCUACGAAUGAGAAUAACGACGGCAACAGCAGCGGCAUGUACAACCCAUUGAGUAUGCUUGGUACGGGCCCGCUGGAGUCCUCAGAGAAACAGUUGCGUUGUCCCGACCCGUUCCACACAUUUUUUGCCUUGGCGGGCCUUAGUUUGCUGGCUCACGGCUGGAAAGAAGAAACGAAGCAACUGGAGCUGCAACAGCGGGAACCGCAGCAAGAAGAGCAAGAGCACCAAAUCCAGCAGAAUCUCCAGUGGCAAGCGACCUGCAGACAGCUUCUGCAGCCAUUGGAUCCUCAGACGGCGCUGCCGCUGCAGUUGGCUAAUAGUCUUUAG
Eimeria maxima is the source of this 1542-nucleotide messenger RNA. Its product is annotated as geranylgeranyl transferase type II beta subunit, putative. Gene Ontology annotation, cellular component: Rab-protein geranylgeranyltransferase complex. Bases 1 to 1542 code for a protein of 513 amino acids. Lineage: Eukaryota; Apicomplexa; Conoidasida; Eucoccidiorida; Eimeriidae. Gene Ontology annotation, biological process: protein geranylgeranylation. The transcript is spliced from 2 exons. Gene Ontology annotation, molecular function: Rab geranylgeranyltransferase activity. The record is from RefSeq and is a predicted model, not a curated record.